GGACUAAGGAGGACUUUUCUCACUGGAAGCUUACAGUUGUAUUUAAUUAACUUAGCUCACCAGCCUCAUUUCAGCGUGGAAAAUUUUGUCGUUUUUCUUUCGAUAUAAAACAGACGAAUAGACGGUAAAUUGAGCAUCGUGCCUUUUCUGGUGGAGUACAGCUGUGGAGAUGUGUUGGAGAUUCUACCUGGCUGCCGUGCUAUCAGUUGACAGCUGUCACCGAAAGUAGCCCCGGUUAGCUUGACGAGCUAAAAGCUAACAAGUUUCUGGUUUUAGUCUCUAUUUUUUCUGUUUUCUCUGGCUUAUUCAGGCAGCCAGGGCUGUAGUCCGUCCAGAGUUUAAAGUGGCGAAUGUUGUGCCUUAUUAUUUUAUCAGCCUGCUCUUAUUUGGGAAGAACAAUGAACAUUUAGCCUUAGCUCAUUCAAUUAUUCAGCAUCUACUGACACGUUAGCGUUCGACCGCAGCCACUAUCGAGGACUGCUAUUAUCUCACCGCACUCACUCUGACUGUGCUACUACGUUUCGGAAUUAUCUGUACUUGUUAACAUUGGGGAAAUGAAGAAGUUUUUUGAUUCUCGACGGGAGCUGGUGAGUUCUGGGCCUGGUUCUGUAGCCGGUGGAGGGAGCGUAGGUUCCGGCGGCAGCUUCAUCGGACGAGUCUUUACUGUUGGAAGAUAUCAAGUCACCAUCGAGGAAGUUGUCGCUGAAGGAGGUUUUGCCAUUGUUUUUCUGGUACGAACUCACCAAGGGCUCCGUUGUGCUCUGAAAAGAAUGUAUGUCAACAACGAAUACGAUCUACAGAUCUGCAAACUUGAAAUCCAUAUUAUGAGAGACCUUGUGGACCACAAAAACAUAGUUGGUUUCCUGGACUCCAGCAUAACUGCAGUUGGAGCUGGUGAUGUUUGGGAAGUCCUAAUAUUAAUGGACUUUUGUCGAGGUGGGCAGGUAGUUAAUCUAAUGAACCAACGGCUACAGACCGGAUUCACAGAACCAGAGGUGUUACAGAUUUUUUGUGACACAUGUGAGGCUGUUUCUCGUCUCCACCAGUGCAAGACUCCAAUCAUCCAUCGAGAUCUCAAGGUGGAAAACAUUCUUCUCCAUGACCGGGGGCACUAUGUGCUCUGUGACUUUGGAAGUGCUACCAACCGCUUCCAAAACCCUCAGACAGACGGAGUGGGAGCCGUGGAGGAGGAAAUCAAAAAAUACACUACUUUGUCAUAUCGUGCUCCAGAGAUGGUCAACCUCUAUGGUGGCAAGGUCAUCACAACAAAGGCAGACAUUUGGGCCAUGGGUUGUCUACUCUAUAAACUAUGCUAUUUCACACUUCCUUUUGGGGAGAGCCAAGUUGCUAUCUGUGAUGGCAGUUUUACUAUACCAGACAACUCCCGCUAUUCCCAGGACAUGCACUGUCUUAUCAGAUACAUGCUGGAACCUGACCCAGAUACAAGACCAGACAUAUAUCAAGUAUCCUACUUUGCCUUUAAACUUGCCCGAAGAGAGAGUCCAGUCCCAAAUGUAAAUAAUUCAGCUCUUCCAGCAAAACUCCCAGAGCCUGUAAGGGCUAGUGAAGCAGUGGCCAAAAAGAGUCAAACCAAAGCCAGGCUUACAAGACCCCGUUCCUCGACAACAGAAACCUCAAUUGCACCACGGCAGCGGCCCAAGGCUGGCCAGGCACAGCCUCAGCCAAUAUCAGGAAUCCUAUCAAUCCAAUCAGCUCUUACGCCACGCAAGAGGCCAAACAUGCCCCCUGGAGCAUCUCAAGCCAUAGCCGCCGGACUAAGGUGCAGCGUGCAGUUCCCCUCAGCAGUCUCCUGCUGCACCCCAGCCAGUGCAGACUGCCAGCAUGCAGCAACAGACCGUCUCACAACAUCAGCAUGUCCUCGUGAAGCAGCAACAAACUUUGUCCUUCUUAUGCCCACAGCAGACAAUCCAACAGCUACAGAUUGCUGGCCAUGGGAUUCAAAAGUUGGCUCCUUGACUCCCCCCUCAUCACCAAAGAUGGCCACUAAGAGUGGUCACAGACGCAUCUUGAGCGAUGUCACUCACAGUGCUGUGUUUGGAGUUCCAGUCAGCAAGUCCACCCAGCUGUUUCUGGCAGCUGCAGCAGAAGCCAGCCUCAACAAGUCCAAGUCAGCCAGCACUACUCCUUCUGGCUCCCCGUCUUCCUCCCAGCAGACUGUGUAUCAUCCCCGUGAAGGUGACCCUCCAUCAGCUGCUGUUGAAAAGAACAGCCAGCCCAGCUGGAAUCCUUUUGGAGAUGAUAACUUCUCUAAACUCACAGCAGAAGAGCUGCUCAACCAAAAACUUUGCAAAGUUUUGCAACAUGCAGCAGACACACAAGGAGAGAAGAUGUCAGGCUCCAAUGACGAUCUGCUUCCAGGGUUCCAUGGUUCUUCAGAUGACAGAUCUGAUGACAUCUUGAGGGCAGGUUCAACAUUGACAAGUGUCCCAGAGCCUUUUAAUGCCCUCUACCUCUCUGACACACCAGAGAAGCUAAUUGAGGGACUGAAGUCCCCUGAAACUUCUCUGCACCUUCCUGACCUCUUAACCCUGGCUGACCCCUUCGGCACUUCUACAGAGAGCUUUGCCAAUGCAAAGGCAGAGACUGGUGUGGAUUCACUGAUUCCUGGUUUGGAACCUCCGCAUGCCCUUCCACUUUCAUGCCAGCCAGAGCUCAUUUCUACCAGCAUACCAGGCUCUGUCACUGGGGACGACUCUCUGCUGGGCUGUGAUCUGUUAUCUCAUUCUCCUACUCAUGGAAACCAGUCUGUUUGUUCUGUUCUCCCUUCCUCCUCCUGUUCUGCUGCUCCUUCUGGCUCCAACUCUGGAUCUUGUCUGGAGGAGAAGUCAACUGGCCAGGUGGCUUUUGACUCUUCUUUCCUCAUGUUGUCUGGAGAUAAGUGCAAUGACGUCAACUUCGAUCCUAUUCCUGUGCUCAUCUCCAAAAACACAAAUCAAGAACUACAAGAAGAAAAUAAUGGCUACUCUGUGCUUGGCGAAGAGGAAGAGACUGAAUUUCCAGAUGGAGAUACUCUAACUAAUGAGGGAUGUUUGCACUCUAGUGAUGAAGAUGAACUGAAAGGCCAUACAGACAAACUGCAGGGUGGGGGCGCCAUUGAGAGUGAUGUUGUUCCUCAUGAUUACAGUGGCUCCAAACCUCUGUUGGUAGAUUCUGAUGAAGAAGAACAAGGACCUCAGUUCGCUGGCCAAACAUCAUUAAACUCCAGCACAUUACAAGCAAAACCAUCUAGUGUCUCCCAUCAGCCAAGCACCGUUGCCCAAAAUCACUCCCAGCAUGUGCACAAGUCAACAAAAGGGAUAGAUGUCUCUGGUGAUGUUUUCUCAAAAGCCCCAUUUCGGAUUGUGCAUGAAGACUCGGACGACGUUUUUGCUAAUGCUCCAUUUUCACAUGCGCCACCUACAGCUCAGCAACCGCUGGACGUGUUCCUGCAGGCUCCCUUUGGAAAACGAAAAGAGCCAACAGCUGCUCAGGUUAAACCCUCAUACAAUCAUGCACCUGUCGUCCAUCUUGUAAACCCAGAACAUGGGGCCUUGGGACAAGUUGCCUCACAACCAUUCCGCCCGCAAGCUCUAGCCAAAUAUUCCAGACACUUUGAGGGACCUUUGCCUCAGCAGCCUGUCGCAGCUCAUCGAAUAGUGUCUAAUGUGAGCAUGCAAGCUGCUGUGGGAUCCAUCCCUGUUGGACCUCUUCACUCUUGGACCUCUGAAGUGAGCACUGUAGACCCAUUUGUCUCCGCACCUUUUCACCUCAAAGCACCCCCAGAAAAGCCCUGAGAGCACAUUUGCCUUGUUUGCACCAGCAUGGUGUUAGUGCUGGUGCACAACCAGUGUGCAGCCCGACUCUUGUAAGAACCAAUCUGUAUUUCCACAAGUCUGAAGGAAGAUGAUGAUGUCAACUGGACAGGCACAGCCCAAAUAUAAAGCUGCAGUAUGUAGUAUUUAAGUGUGUUCAUGAGCAGAAAUACUGUAUAACAUUCAUAACAUCUGUUCAUCCAUCCAUCCAUCCAUUUUCUUCCGCUUUAUCCGGAGUCGGGUCGCGGGGGCAGCAGCUCAAGCAAAGCCGCCCAGACCUAAAAAUGAAAUCUGUGGUUUUUCUCUUAUACACCAUUAUAGUCUCCUGUUUGCUGGAGCAGGCUAAUAAGUUUGACCACCCUUAUUUUUCUGAAAUUGGUAAUCGUUCCUGUUACUACAAGAGAAGGCAAGUGAGCAUGAAUUUCCAUCACCAAAGAAGUGAAAAUAUGAAAGAAAACAAAAAUGUGACCAGCAACAGCAUAAUGCAGUCUGAAACCUCACCACGAGGUGACGCAUAUCCUACACACUGUAGCUUUAAGUACAUUUAGUGUAUUUACAUACAUUUUUGUUUUUGUUUUUUUUUGCCAUGGAGGGUGCACCAACUAUGGCAUUGUUUUGGUUACAUUCUAUUGUAAAAUUAGAUGCUUGAAUGCUGUUAGUCACUACUAUCAGUUACUGCAAAACACUUCAUGUUCUGUCCUGGAUGAUGACAUCACUGUUCCCAGGCUUCCGGCCAGCAAAUUUCUUGAACUGAAUCAAGUGGGAGGUUGUGGCGCAUUAGUGAAUUUUGUGGUGGAAACUGCCCAAUCUUUCGCAUGUUGGCUAUAACACUAGCACCGCUCCAGGAGGAGGUGGUGGCAAAAGUCAGGGCGGUGAGUAUCUGUCUGUAAAUUUUGCAAAGUGUACCAGGCAUACUGCAUAGUGUCACCAGCGCUGCAGCUGGAUUGCAGACAUGCAUGGAUCGCAUACUUAAGUAGCUGCAAAUUAACUUCAUAGUUACAAGAUUGUCAUUAUAGUAGACACACUCUUGUAAAGUGGGGGUGGGUAAUAGUCCUGACUCCUUUUUGCUUUAGAAUUUUGCUUCCUACCUCGGUCUCUGAAACAACAUUUGGUGAGGAAUGUAACGGCUCUACAGCUUUGUUCAUUUUAUUUGCUAAACAUUUUAGCAUUACUGCCAAACCCUGUACUCGUUUCAGGCAUCAUUUCACUGCCUUUUUUUCUGCCAUGUAGAGUCAGUUAUUAGAGAUUUUGCCCGGGCUGUCAGGUUUUUGUGAUGGCAUGUUCCAGAAGAAUUGGGCAGCGCAGUCUCGUUUAAGGGCGGGCGCUAAGGGGUUAAAACAUAAUGCAAUAAUCCUACAUCCAGGUACAGCUGUCUCUGAGAUUUUGUGCAAAUUACACAGCAAAGAAAGUGAAAAUGCAAAAGAAAAAGUGACGAUGUGGUGUAAAGUGGACAUGUGCUACCGUUUAUGAUCCGGAGCACAAACGUGUCGAGGCGGUUGUGCAGGCGAGAGAACACAGCUACUCUGGUUAGCUGUGUAGGCUAACACUUACCGACAUGACCUCUCCCUUUUGCCUCGUCUUCCCUUCUCCACUGGGAACUGAAAAAAACUGCACUUUUCUCAGUGAUUGCAGCCGAAAACAUAACAGUACAUCAUUUUUCCAUGUGAAGUUGUGAAUGUAAAAGUGAUUGAGGUACCAUUUUAGUGAGAACUUGAAUGGUGAUUGAUUGCAUUCGUGAUUUUACUUGUAUUUCCGUAGCCAAGUAUUUUAUGGUUCUGUUCCAUUAUGCUUUUUCAAAAUCACGGGCACUUUGUGGUUCCUGCCUUUGCACUUUGAACAGAGGGGAACUCACAUUCAUCAACCAAAUGUGUACAUAAUCUAUUCUUCUUUUGCAAUGCAAAUCAUGCAUUUGUGUGUGUGUGUCAUUGUAGGAAUACUUACUUUUUACAUACAUGAAAGGUUGCACAUAGUGACACUGACUCUACGAAUGCAUUUUGGUUGUAAAACGUGGCUGUAUGGUUUGUUUUUCUGAAGAAAUCCAGAUUAUUCGACUGCUGUUACUGUUGAACAGAAUCAAAAUAUACUGAUUAAAUCUUCA
Molecule: messenger RNA, 5910 nt
Organism: Thalassophryne amazonica
Lineage: Eukaryota; Metazoa; Chordata; Actinopteri; Batrachoidiformes; Batrachoididae
Product: AP2-associated protein kinase 1-like
Biological process (GO): protein phosphorylation
Molecular function (GO): ATP binding; protein kinase activity
Source: RefSeq, a predicted model, not a curated record